Perognathus longimembris pacificus (Pacific pocket mouse) is the source of this 1224-nucleotide messenger RNA. It is a transcript of the gene Mgat4d, whose product is annotated as MGAT4 family member D. NCBI's taxonomy places the organism in Eukaryota, Metazoa, Chordata, Mammalia, Rodentia, Heteromyidae. Gene Ontology annotation, biological process: protein N-linked glycosylation. The transcript is spliced from 10 exons. The record is from RefSeq and is a predicted model, not a curated record. The coding region runs from base 16 to 1212 and encodes 398 amino acids. Gene Ontology annotation, cellular component: endoplasmic reticulum; Golgi stack; endoplasmic reticulum-Golgi intermediate compartment. Gene Ontology annotation, molecular function: acetylglucosaminyltransferase activity.
CGUGGGAAGAGCGACAUGAGGACCAAGCAGGCGAACCUGCUGGUGGCCCUGGCGGCCUUCAUGCUGUUCAGCUUCUCCUGCUUCUGCAUCUCCAGGAUGAGGCAGACCAGCAGUCAAUUGAUUAACUGCAGGAACCAUGUUUUGGAAUUUAAGGAAAGCCUAAUGCGUUUAAAAAACUCAAGUGAAAACAACCGCAAGGAUCUCCUGCAAGCCCUGAGUCACAUGCAGCGUGGACCGACGCUGGGAGAGGACAUGUCAGGAGCCGCAGGUUUGCGCUGCCUUCGCCACGUCCAUGCCUCAAACUUCAUUUUAAAAAUUGUGCCAGAGAGAAGCUCGGCCGCGGGGGAAGGGGACCCGCUCCGCGACGACGGCCCCGCCGCGGCGGACAGAUUCGAGGACAUGAAGACUUUCCUCCCUCACCUGCGGAGGCUCGGGAGGCUGUACCCCAACGUCGUCCUUGGCAAAGGGAGACGAGGAGUGUCGUUCGCGCUGGGCGUGCCCACCGUCAGCCGCGGAAACCACAGCUACCUGGCGCACACGCUGACCUACCUGCUGGCCCGCAUGACGCCCGCCGAGGCCCGCGACGCCCUGCUCAUCGUCGCCGUGGCCGACAAUAACGAAGAUUAUUUACACUCCGUGGUGACAAUGAUUAAGAAGAAAUUCCGCUGGCACGUGCAGACGGGAGGCAUAGAGGUCAUUACCGUCCCUGCCUUCUUCUACCCGGAGCUGAUCCUCAGCGGUGACACAGCAACACAGUUGAAGAGGUUGUACAUGAAACAAGUCUUGGAUUUUUGUAUUUUGAUGCUGUAUGCCCAGCCCAAAGCCACGUAUUACCUGCAGCUAGAAGAUGAUAUCAUAGCUAAAAGGAUGUUCUUUAAAGAAAUGGCAAAUUAUGUGCAUAAUAUUGCUCCAGAUAAUUGGUUUUUCAUUGAGUUUACAGAGCUUGGAUUUAUAGGAAAACUGUUCCGAUCUGCGGACCUACCCAGCCUUGUGCAUUUUUUCUUAAUGUUCUACCAAGAUAAGCCCAUAGAUAUGCUCCUGGGUUACCUACUUUUGGUCAAAAUGUGUGAAAGCAUGGAAACUUUUGCCGACUGUAGGCAGCGACAGCGUGAAGUCCUUAUUCGGUACAAGCCCUCCCUCUUCCAACACGUGGGGACAUAUUCUUCAUUCCCUGGAAGAGAACAACUUCUCAAAGUAAGACUUGGCAAAUAGAACUGCAGUGCC